This is a messenger RNA of Drosophila grimshawi, 732 nucleotides long. RefSeq names its product enhancer of split malpha protein (gene Ocho). The record is from RefSeq and is a predicted model, not a curated record. Bases 70 to 546 code for a protein of 158 amino acids. Gene Ontology annotation, biological process: sensory organ development; Notch signaling pathway. Lineage: Eukaryota; Metazoa; Arthropoda; Insecta; Diptera; Drosophilidae. The transcript has a single exon.
GAAGCGACAACAUACUCGUAAAAUAUUCACUCAUCAUUUAAAAAGCCAAACGUUUAAAGAAGCGCGAAGAUGUCUGCCAUAAAUAAACAGUUCAAUCACAACAAUAAGAAGAAGUUGCCGAUGUACUCGUAUAAGUCGAAAGUGUCGCCAACACGUCGACUUAAGAAUCUGCUGAAACCGCUAAUUAGCCACAUCUUCAAGCUAAAGGAUAACAAGCAACCCAAACGGAGCUCAUAUAUCGCAUCGGAGGAGAAGGAAACUGAGUUCGAUUGGCUGAGCAACGACAUGGAUAACAUGUCGAAUGAGCAUCUCGAGAAUCGACUCAUCGAGGAGAUACGUCAGUGCGCCAAGGAGGACGCAAUCAUUGUCUAUGGCGAUAACGGAUCCGGCGAAUUGCAAACAUUUGAUCAAGAAGAAGACUAUUACGUCCCGGUACACUUCGCUCGCACCAAUGCUGGUACUUUUUUCUGGACCUCCCUGCAACCGAAGUCGGCGAAGCCCUACGAUAUCGAAUGGAACUUUCAUGAUCGCUGGGCACAGGCAUGAACGACCAAAUUAAAAGCGUAUCUGGGUUUCAACUUCUUCAUAUCAAGCUAUAUGGCUUCAGUUGGUUGGGUACAUGGGCCUAUGGUCUUCAAUUCAAAGUUCAGGCACUUCGACUUUGAGCCCAUCAGCGGGGGAAAAAGUUCACAAUGUAACUUUUCGAAGUGGCUUUGCAUUUUAAAUGACUGA